Messenger RNA from Lutzomyia longipalpis, 1942 nucleotides. RefSeq names its product probable cytochrome P450 9f2. The transcript has 3 exons. NCBI's taxonomy places the organism in Eukaryota, Metazoa, Arthropoda, Insecta, Diptera, Psychodidae. Gene Ontology annotation, molecular function: heme binding; iron ion binding; monooxygenase activity. The record is from RefSeq and is a predicted model, not a curated record. Bases 173 to 1774 code for a protein of 533 amino acids.
AACGUUGUACAUGAAUGUUGAUUGGAAAAUUUUCAUACUUCAGAUUAGAUAUAAAACAUGUAAAUAUAUAGAGCUUCAACAAGUGAUUCAAACAGUAUCGUUUUGUACGUUGUGCUGUUCGUACACAGGAGACAAAUUCUAACAAAGUGUUUAAAUUGAACAAAUUAGAAAAAUGUUUUGGCUUGUGCUCUUAAUCGCCAUUGUGGCUUUAAUUGUCUAUAAAAUGUCUCAGAAAGAGAAGGAAAAGAGAGCCUUCUUUGAAUCGAAAGGUAUCAAAGUCAACAAUCCUAAAUUUUUCCUCAUCACAAUGUUUAAACUUUUAACCGGACAAAUUGGAAUUGUUGAAAUGAUUCAACAAAUUUACUAUGAGGUUCAAGGUGAUCCAAAAGUUGUUGGCUUCUGGGACGGAAAUACGCCUAUUAUCAUGCUCAAGGAUCCUGAAGUGGUUAAACAUUUUGCUGUAAAGGAAUUUGAACAUUUCCAAGAUCGUAGGGAUUUUAUCUCUGAAGAAAUGGAUCCAUUAUUUGGAAAUUCCUUAUUCGUACUUAGAGAACAAAAAUGGAAGGAUAUGCGUUCAACUCUUAGUCCUGCCUUUACAGGCUCCAAAAUGCGCCUAAUGUGUGACCUAAUCGUAGAGAUAGGCCAACAGAUGGUGGAGUAUCUUCAAAGAGAAUCUAAAGAAAAAGGACUUCAAACAUAUGAAAUGAAAGAACUCUUAUCUCGCGUAUCUCACGAUGUUAUCGCUACUUGCGCUUUCGGCAUUAAAGUCGAUUCGUUGACUCACAAAGAAAAUGAAGUCUAUCUUGCUGGAAAAAUUCUUUCAGACUUCAGUGGUGUAGGAAAAAUGAUGAAAUUCAUGUUCUACAGAUUUUUCCCAAAGCUCAUGAUUGCUUUUGGAAUUAAAAUUUCACCUCCGAAAGAAUCAGAUUUCUUCAGGACUUUAGUAACAGAUUCAAUGAAAUAUCGUGAGAUAAAUAAUGUACAUCGUCCCGAUAUGAUUCAUCUUCUAAUGGAGGCACAAAAGGGAAAAUUAAGUCAUGGUGAAAGUGAAAAAGAUAGCGCUGGUUUCGCAACAGUUGACGAAUCCAGUGUUGGAUGGAAUAAAUCUGGAAGAAAGUGGACAGAAACUGAAAUAGUCGCCCAGUGUUUUCUUUUUCUACUGGCUGGAUUUGAGUCAGUUUCCUCCAGUCUUAGCUUCGCAACAUAUGAAAUUGGAAUAAAUCCUGAGAUACAAAAGAAGUUGUAUGAUGAAAUUAAGUCAGUUAGUGAUGCGUUAAAAGGAGAACGCAUAAAUUAUGAUACGUUGCAGAAAAUGAAAUAUCUCGAUAUGGUGGUUUCGGAAACUCUGAGAAAAUAUCCACCUGCAGCUAUCAUUGAUAGGGAAUGCAACAAAGACAUAACUCUGAAUUUAUAUAAUAAUUUGAAUUUUGAUUUCAAAAAGAAAUACGCCGUAUGGAUUCCAAUUUAUUCAUUCCACUGGGAUGCCAAACAUUUCCCUAAUCCUGAGAAAUUUGAUCCCGAAAGAUUUAGUGAAGAAAAUAAACAAAUGAUUAAUCCUAGCAUGUACAUCCCAUUUGGUAUUGGGCCAAGGAAUUGCGUAGGAUCUAGAUUUGCUUUGAUGGAACUAAAGAGUGUUCUUUACUACCUGGUGCUUAAUUUCAAAUUAGAGCCCACCGAGAAAACCCAAAUACCUCUGAAAUUUGCAAAAUCGUUUGGUACCCUUCAGUCAGAACGUGGAAUUUAUCUUCAGCUUCGUCCUAGGAAUUCAAUAUAACAAAUAUUUCUAGUGUAAUAAAACUAAGAAAUAAAUAAAGUAAGGUUAAUUGAAAAUUUUAAUUAUUAGUAUCAAACAAAAUUAAGCAAUUAACAAAGGGGCUAUUUAAUCAAAAUAUUUCAUAUCUAAUACUUUAAAAGGAAUAAUUAAAACUUUUCAAAUAUUCAA